Molecule: messenger RNA, 3629 nt
Organism: Opisthorchis viverrini
Lineage: Eukaryota; Metazoa; Platyhelminthes; Trematoda; Opisthorchiida; Opisthorchiidae
Exons: 15
Source: RefSeq, a predicted model, not a curated record
GUCAGCUCAAGGUCGCCCCAAGGUUCUUUCUGCCUCGAGCUCAGAUACGUCCGCGGGAUGGUCCGCGCGCUUCUGGAGCUGGUGGUUUCCCUGGGCUGUUUGAAAUGAAUUCUUCAGGGAAAGAGGAGCAGGAAUUAUUGGCCAAGCUUGAAGAGCAAAACAGGUAUUGUCUAUCCCAUCUUACAUUGGCUCCAAGAACUUUUCUAUCGGACGCGAAAGCUGUGACGGCUCUACCAAAUCGGCGACGGGAGGGCAGUUUAUCAAGCUCUAUUUCGACAGAGUCCUCCAGUGACGGUUUAAAAGCUCGUCCAUCAGAUGAUUCUACAUCUGUUUCCACUCGAUCAGGUCCACUCUCUGUGGGUAUGCUGUGGGUAAACAAUGUCCUCCCGCCAUCCACUAGCCUUUUGGAACAAUGGGGAUGUGUUGUUAAAAACUGGGAUCAGUUCAGCAAAAAGCGAUCUUUCGUCGCGGACCUUAUUCGUAAAGGCCUACCGGAUGAAUUUCGUCCUCUCGUCUGGCGAUUGUACACCGGUGCCUACGAUUCCACUGCCAGGAAAUUGUACGAUGGCUACCUUGAAGUAGAGUCCCCGGUGGAGAAUGCCAUCCGUCGAGACAUUGCUCGCACGUUUCCGAAACACGAACUUUUCAAGGAUGAGAACGGCUCUGGACAAGAACGCCUAUUCCGUGUGAUCAAAGCCUAUUCGGUUCACGAUCGGGAGGUUGGCUAUUGUCAAGGGUCUGGAUUUAUCACCGGUCUACUGCUGAUGCAACUACCCGAGCUGGAUGCAUUCGCCGUACUGGUGCAAUUAAUGAACGAAUAUCGGCUCCGAGAAAUAUAUAAACCAGCCAUGGUCGAACUGGGCGUGUGCAUGUAUCAACUGGAACAGCUACUGGCCGAGCACCUACCCGAGAUCUAUACUCAUUUCGUAUCGCACUCCUUCGCUCCGAGUCUUUAUGCGUCCGCCUGGUUCCUUACCCUAUUCUCUACCGUCCUCCCGAUCACCAUGGCAACCCGAGUGAUGGACUUUUUCAUUAUCGAGGGCAUGAACUUCAUUUUUCGUCUGGCUUUGUCGUUGCUCAAAUUCUCCGCCGAAAAACUUCUUGCUUCUGAUAUGGAAACCAUGGUGGUGUAUCUCCAAAACGAAGGUCCCACUCAGUGGGAACAAAAUGCCUCGGCCAUCUUUGAAGCCGCGAACGCGAUUAAACUCAAUCCGAAGAAAAUGAAAAACUACUAUAUUCAUCUGUCUUCUGCACUGUUCCUCAGACUAGAGAAGGAAUACUUGCAAAUGCGCAGUCAAGAACGGGAGGAUCAAAUCGAACUUCGGCGGUUACGCACGGAGAACGGACUUUUGCUUCAACGGAUAGCCCGUUUGGAAGAGGAAUGUGCAUCUGUGGCAGACCGUCUAGUGCAGUCCCAAUUGAUUCGUGCGCAAGAAUCGGAGGCGUUGCUCGCACUGCGAUGUGAAUUGUCCAUACUACGGCGAACUCAUAUGAAACCAACUGCCGGCACACCUGCUUCCGUGGGCCAGAAUGGAGAAACUUCUGAGGAGAACUGUGAUUCCGGUGAUGAGAAGACCGAAUUUCGGGAUCAGUCAACGGAUUCGCACAACAGUGAACCUCAUUCCGUCUCACUCACAGAAUUGACGGGUGAUUUCGGAGUGCUGAGGAUAAACGGAACCUCUGAACCCGUUGAGACAGUUGCCUCCUUCGUCAAUGGUCCUUGUUCACCUACUGAGCGUGGCUCACGCGAGCCCUCUGUUGCCGAGCUUGAGGUGCGCGACCAACACCCUACCUAUCCAUGUUUGCCGCCGUCACUGAGUAGCCAAGCCACGGGCACAGUCAACCCACCCGAAGUCGUCAGCUAUUCUCAAGCAAGACAUGCGAUGCUCCCUCGGCAGGCGAUCGGUUUCACACCCAAAGGUGGUGACACGCUUGCCGUAACCACGCUGCACACUCUCCAAUCCGAUCUCACAUUGUGUCGAGCUCGUGAAGCCGACGCCAAAUCCGCUCUUUCAGAUCUGAAAAUUCGUUAUCAUGAGUUAGAAGAGUUGAAAACCGAUCAAGCCACUCGAUCUUCCGAACAAAUGGCCGUUUUGAAAGACGAACUGUUCACUGUCAAAUUGCGCGAGACCGAAUCCCUCACGAGAUUGGAUGAGAUGAGGCAACGGUUGGCUGAGAUCGAAGCUCUAUGGCAGGCACAUUCUUCGCGAUGCAAGGCAUCCACGAGCGAUGGGAAACGCACUUCUCUUUUGUUGGGAUCGUUUGGUCAGUCUGGCAGUAGUGAUGCUCGAAAGCUUUCGGACAGCAUUCUUGAGGCCCGUUAUCUGGAUCAAAUAGCUACACUGCAGCAACAGGUUAAUGAACUCGCGGUGCAGCGCGAACUGGCCGAUCGACGUGCAGAUCGUUUGGACCAACGAAUCACAGAGCUUCUCGAAGCACGUAGUGCCGCGGGCGCCCGGGAACAUGAACUGCGGUCCGAGUUGAAGGAAGCUGUUCGAAUGUGUGCAGAAAUUGAGGCCAAGCGGAAAUCGGACGGCCUGAUGUGGCGCAGUCGUGAGAUGGAACUAACCGCCCAGUUGACUGAGUGGCGCCAAUGUCAGUUGCAACUGGAAUGUAAAUAUGAAAGUCUUCUGGCCACGCGGCACUUGCAAGCCGUUCCCCCGUCGCCAAUCUCUUGUCGUGGGGACUCAAAGUGUAACGGAUUUGGCUCAACGGAUACUAUCGACUCUGUUAAGUUGGGACAAAAUUUGGAUAACCUCCCCUCACUCAACCUAGAUCAACUCAAUGGGUCCAGUGACUCGCUGGACGUUCAAGACGACAUGCCUACCCCUGGUGAUAUACGGCAUCGUACCCUUACGGCAUCCAGUAACCCUCCUCAGUCACAUCCAAAGUCUGAAUUAAGGUCACUAUGGAAAGACCUUCCACCUACGGUGAUGACAGACUCCAUCGGUCCACUGGAAGACCUCUGCUUGGUUCCCGAUGAUCCAAUGAUAACCAGUGUGUAUCUUGGUAAUGGUACUUCAUAUGAGGACUGAUGUCAUUUCCCAAGAUAACCCGUGCCAAAGAACAGCUUCCCUGAACACAUCGGAAUGGACAGUUCUCAACCCUGGGUGGACACCCAUCCAAUGAACUCUGUCAAGUUCCAGUGUGUUUGCCUCAUACGCUGCGAAAGCAAGUCACUUCACUGUAUACAGUCGUCCCCGGUUAUCGAACUCCGCUCGACUGCACCCUUAUGUAUCCGUAGUCUCCAAACGCGUCUUUCAAUAAUUUUCCCCUCACGAGCUAACCAGUUUAUCUCUACUGAUCUCAUGAUCUUGUUCCACUCAAUGAUUUUCAAAUUCGGCUGCUCACGUUUUUCUUCCACCAUCUUCAUUCUCUUCCGUCACCUACACUCACCUAGACAACUGCGUCUCUCCCGUUUCAUCCGUCCGUACUCUGUCUUGGAAUCUGCCGCUCACCUCUCCUUUGAGUCUGAGAUAGUCAUCUGUACAGUCGAUUUGCAAACUAUUCCUCCUCUUUUCAGUGCAUUUUUACUGAGUUCCCAAGGAAUUUGGCAAGAUUUUCACCUAUAAAUGAUGCACUGUCUUCAGAUUCCAUGAGUAAACAUUAUCUUCAGCUCAAAAUCUCUG